AUGCAUCCCCCUCCACGAAGCCAGCUCCGGCCCGAGCGUCCGACUUUGCCCUUCGUGCCGUAUUUCGACUGGGCCCCGACUCAGUCGUACGAUUACAACCCGCCGGUCUGCAUCAAGUAUGUCAUGGAAUGGAAGGUGGCCUUCAAUAACAGGAAGAUCCGAAUGCAUACAGAAGACAAUCUCGUCGUGGCGCCCAGCGAGUUUUGGAGGGAGGAACGCAAAGAUCCGCGACAUCGCGAAGACGACGUCGAAGCCCACUUUGCGGAGCUUGAGAUCGAUUGGUCCUCUGUGGAACGGCAGCUGCAAGCUUGGAGUCAUCUUCUCCGCAUCGGGAAGAAGCUAGAGGUUGACGCCUCGUUCAAGUUUGCGGAGAGUGGCAAGGCGGCCCGUACCGUCGGGCGUGGUGCCACUGCCACGCAGCUUGCGGAGUCUGACGUGAGACUCGAUGCGGAGCAAGCAUCGCUCGGUGAGCCAUCGCCGUACAGGCACGUGCACCAGGUGUUCCGUUGCCCAGGACCGCCAUGUGACCGUGGGCCGUACUGCUGGUUGGACCCCAAUGGCCACAAACACUACAAACUCAUGACGCAUCAACUCAAGAGCCUCGUCAAGUUUGUGCGGGAAGGUAACACAUUGCAGGGGCCUGGCGACGUCCCGGACUAUAUUCGCGAGCAACUAUAUGCCGAAGAGCAGCAGCUCACCGAUCGUAGGAAGAAACGGAGAGUCUCUCUUUCGCCUGCAGAGGGAGUGCAACCCAUGAUCAUCAACAAUUAUAUGCCAUCGGAGCAAGAUGCCAGGGGAUCUCUGGGACCAUCUGGUGUGGUGGAUACCUCUGUCCCGCGUUCGCUGCCGCUCGGCAUCCCCGGCCUACGAGAUGAGGCCGUCAAGGAAUACUGUAGAUGGCAUUGCUCCCAAGUGGGGAGCUUGGACCAGAAGAAGGCAUACGAGCUGGCCCGUGACCUAACCUUGGCGAGGAGCCUUCACCUGGAGCUUGUGGACGAGGACAACGAGGCGCAGUUUUACAUUGACAAAGGUGUAUCGGAGGGUGUGGCACGUUGUUUUGUUCGAGAUGUCCAUGUCUUCUUGGAGCAGUAUGUGUAA
Molecule: messenger RNA, 1098 nt
Organism: Purpureocillium lilacinum
Lineage: Eukaryota; Fungi; Ascomycota; Sordariomycetes; Hypocreales; Ophiocordycipitaceae
Source: RefSeq, a predicted model, not a curated record